CGGGUGGAAUCUACCACGGUCCCCAUCCGAACGUUCGAGCGGUGAGGCACAGUCUUGUGACAGGAGAGAGAAGAGAGGAGUUGGUUAGUGCUACGCUGCGACGGAUGGACCGCGCGACGGAGGAGGAGACGGCGGCGACGGGGCGGCGGAUACUGGUGGCCGUGGACGAGGGCGACGAGAGCGUCCACGCGCUCAAGUGGUGCCUCGCCAGCUUCGCCAAGCGCGGCGGCGGCGGGGGCGCGGCGCCGCCGGACACCAUCAUCCUGCUCUACGUCCGGCCGCCGCCGCCCACCUACUCCGUGCUCGACGCCUCCGCUAUGGUAGGCUACGUGUUCUCCGACGAGGUGGCCGCCGCCAUUGACGGGUACAGCAAGGAGGUGGCGGAGGCGGUGGUGGAGAAGGCGCAGAAGCUCUGCACGCUCUACGGCAAGGAGGUCGGUGGCGACGGUGAGGCUGGCCAUGAGAUGAAGGUGGAGGUGAAGGUGGCGGUCGGCGACGCCAGGAACGUCAUCUGCCAGAUGGCGGACAAGCUCGGCGCCGACGUGCUGGUGAUGGGGAGCCAUGGCUAUGGCCUGUUCAAGAGGUCACUGAAACGAUCUCGUUUUCAAUCUCAGAAGCUGGCUCUGCUUGGAAGUGUCAGUGAUUACUGCGUCAGGAACGCCAACUGUCCAGUUCUCAUCGUCAAGUCGUAGCUGCCACUCACUCCAGUGCUUGUAACUGUGCAGCAGCAUGUGUGCUCUGUCCGGCUUUUUUUUUUGUUUUUGCCUUGUGUUCUGCUUUGUAUGUCUACUUUAGUUCGCUUCGCAUGUAAUCUGCCGGAAGAGGACGUGCUGAGUGAUUACUCAGAACUCUGAAGUUAUCCAGCAACCUGUAUAUAGAAGAACUACUUUCUGUGGAGAUGGCAAAUUUAGUUUUUCUGUCAUCGGCUUCCACUUUUAGCACUGAUUUCUGAAUUUGGCUGUAUAAUUAGCAAAUACCCAGGGUUUGCUUUGAUCUAUUCGCGCUAACCAUUGCGCAGAAAUUCAGAACUCCUUUAUAAACAAAUCUCUAAGAGAGAGAAUUACUAGCGUUUCUUA
Molecule: messenger RNA, 1076 nt
Organism: Oryza sativa Japonica Group (Japanese rice)
Lineage: Eukaryota; Viridiplantae; Streptophyta; Magnoliopsida; Poales; Poaceae
Product: universal stress protein PHOS34
Source: RefSeq, a predicted model, not a curated record